UAUAUAUAUAUAUAUAUAUAUAUAUAUAUAUAUAUAUAAUAUAUAUAUACACACACACACACAAAUAAUAAUAUAUCUCUGCUCUGACUUUCUACUCUCUCCCUCUGCACUGCAUUUGCGAUCGUACGGACCGACGUUGAAACUGACUAGAGAUGGGGGUAUAUCUCAGCACCCCUAAAACUGAAAAGGCCUCGGAAGAUGGUGAGAAUGAUAGACUUCGAUAUGGGGUGUCUUCCAUGCAAGGGUGGCGUGCAACCAUGGAAGAUGCUCAUGCGGCUUACCCAGAUUUGGACAGUUCCACAUCUUUCUUUGGUGUUUAUGAUGGCCAUGGAGGCAAAGCAGUAGCUAAGUUCUGUGCUAAGUAUCUUCACCAGCAAGUGCUCAAGCAUGAAGCUUAUUCAGCUGGAGAUUUGGGCACUGCUGCACAGAGAGCUUUUCUCAGAAUGGAUGAGAUGAUGCGUGGACAGAGGGGAUGGAGGGAAUUAGCCAUUUUGGGUGAUAAAAUAGAUAAGGUUUCUGGUGUGAUAGAAGGACUGAUAUGGUCACCUAGAGGUGGUGAAGCCAAUAAUCCUUUUGAUGAUUGGUCUUCUGAGGAGGGACCUCAUUCUGACUUUCAAGGACCAAAUUCUGGAUGCACGGCAUGUGUUGCCAUGAUUCGAAACAAUCAACUUGUUGUUGCCAAUGCUGGUGAUUCUCGUUGUGUUAUAUCCAGGAAGGGUCAGGCCUACAAUUUGUCUAAGGAUCACAAGCCUGAACUUGAGGUUGAGAAGGACAGGAUUCUAAAAGCUGGUGGUUUCAUACAAAUUGGACGUGUUAAUGGAAGUUUGAACUUGGCUAGGGCGAUUGGGGAUGUGGAGUUCAAGCAGAACAGGUCACUGCCUGCUGAGAAACAAAUUGUAACUGCCAAUCCAGACAUAAACACUGUUGAGCUCUGCGAUGAUGACGAGUUUCUUGUACUUGCUUGUGAUGGCAUUUGGGAUUGCAUGUCUAGUCAACAGCUAGUGGAUUAUGUGCGUGAGCAGCUAAACAAAGAAAGUAGGCUUUCAGCUAUUUGCGAGAAAGUAUUCGAGAGGUGUUUGGCACCUACAGCCGGUGGUGAGGGAUGUGACAACAUGACCAUGAUCAUAGUGCAGUUCAAGAAAUCAAUCAGUUCAGGUACUUCUCUCGACCAGGGGCCAAUCUCCUCUGAUCGACCGUCUGAGAAUGAUUGAUGGAGUCCAAAGAGAAGAAGUAACACGUAGCUACUUAUACUGUAAGUUGUUAACCUUAACGAGUGCAAGAACCAUGGGCGUUAAUUUUACAAUUUGGAUUGUAAAUGACAGAUUUUUUUCCCCAUUAAUUGACUUUUUCUGAGUUCUGUACUUGUAUUAUUGUGUGUGUGUGUGUGUGUGUGUGUGUGUUUGUUUUCUUUGACUCGGUAAUUGAAAUUGAAUGUGUGUGUUUUUGUUU
This is a messenger RNA of Jatropha curcas, 1449 nucleotides long. Its product is annotated as putative protein phosphatase 2C 11. The record is from RefSeq and is a predicted model, not a curated record. Gene Ontology annotation, molecular function: protein serine/threonine phosphatase activity; cation binding. Gene Ontology annotation, biological process: protein dephosphorylation. NCBI's taxonomy places the organism in Eukaryota, Viridiplantae, Streptophyta, Magnoliopsida, Malpighiales, Euphorbiaceae.